This is a messenger RNA of Paramacrobiotus metropolitanus, 2027 nucleotides long. RefSeq lists its product as uncharacterized. The coding region runs from base 811 to 1557 and encodes 248 amino acids. Lineage: Eukaryota; Metazoa; Tardigrada; Eutardigrada; Parachela; Macrobiotidae. The transcript has 4 exons. The record is from RefSeq and is a predicted model, not a curated record.
UAUGAAUUUUUUCUUGAAGAGUACUUCCGAUUAGUCAGCGUAAAGCGGUCCGUGUUAGUCAUUCUGGUCUGCAGUUUUGUCUGGCGCACUUCUGCUGCAGCCAACUUCAUCGAAUGACGAAGUGAUAUCGAUAUUUUAAUUUGCUUUCCUUUCCGAUUUUGUCAUUCAGAACCAAAAGGGCCUAACUAUGCCGGUUGUACACGGUAGUGGCGUGGCAUUUAAGCAAACUUUAAGCUCUGCCGUAGAAGAUGCUGUUGUCAGCAGCUGUGUUGUCGUUUGAUGCAAGCAGAGCGGCGCAGUAGUUGCUUUCGCUUUCAUUUAUAAACCGGUUACGACGAUGGAUAGCAGAUAUAUAAUUUUCCAAAGCAGCGCCGGGUAUACUGUAUAGUGUAUACUACCGUCACCACUCAUGAAUUCCGUCUAAUUUUUGCUAGACGACCUGAUGCCGCAGGACUGAAAUGAAACAUUAAGCAGACCGAUCGCGAGUGUGUACUGUGUGCAUUCUAUUCUGUUCCUAGAUCCAGCGUGAUCAGCCUGCGCGCUUCGCGAAGGCAAAUCUGUUCGUGACACGGGGGAAAAGCCGAGUACGCAAAUCGUUUUAUCGUGUGGAAAGUCGGAUUUUUGUUAUUGAGCAAUUUUGUCAGGAACGAACCGGAAUGACCUAGUUGUCUGUGAUUCCUUUGAAAGGACGUCAGCUACAUAUCAGCACAUUUUGUUUUGGCAAGGAAGAACCAUUUAACUACAUAUUUGAUCUCCGUCUUUAUCGCUGCAUUUCACAUCGUUUUCCAAGCCCCAGCGAUAACCAUUAUUAUGUCCACCUUCAGUAUCCAUCACGUUGGUGAUGUGCAAGUUCGAGAGAACUUCAUAACCGAUCUAAACCAGUCGCGCUGGGAUAACGAAUCGCUCGAUCCGUAUUGUUCGGAAUUUGUCGAUUUGGCCAAAACAUUUGAGAAGCCCGUAGCUGAUCUGGGCAUUGGCAAUGGCUUCACAACGAAAAAGUUGCUGGAGACAGGCGCGCAUGUGAUUGCCAAUGAUUUGAAACCUGAACGCGUGGAUCAACUGUAUCGAUCGGUGUCGGCACAGGAGCGCGAAAAGCUGACCUUGAAGCCCGGGGAUGCCCUGCAGCUGGUAAUAGGCACCGGCUCACUGGAUGGCAUACUGGCCACCCGGUGGAUCAAUGUGCUACGGCCCUACGAGUGCCGGCUAUUGAUGAAUGAUUUCUACCGGUGGUUGGCGCCCGGCGGAAUUAUGUGCAUUACGGCACAUACUCCCUACUCCAACACCACCAAAGAAGCGGUCGACACAUACCAUCACCGGAAGUACAUUGGCGAUGAAUGGCCGGGAGUUGUGACAGAGGAUAUGUUUGUUGAUGCACGCCGAGGUCGGCUGUGGGCCAACGACUGGAUUUACGGCUACGACCCUGACAUUCUGGCCCGUGAAGCCAUCUUAGCCGGUUUUAAGGUAAAGCGUUGCUCCUUCUAUGGGACACCCUACAUGAACUCGGAGGAAGAUUUGGAUGAGGCCUGUAAUCUCGUGGGAAUCAUUGCGAAGAAGUAGAAGGGUUGAUGGCGGGAGAAUUCGGGACGUCGUGUGUUAAAAGAAAAAAUGGCUGUAACUAAUUCGUAAGGUUUGCUGUGGAUUUCAUCACUGCCCGCUCGUAUGCCGCAUUCAACCCCACAGCUACAUAAGCGUGAUGCUGGUCUUGUUGCAUUUUACGUGUGGUGUAAGAACAUAAAUUAAAUGUAUAAAUAUUAUCUGAGUUGCACUUUUUUUAUUUUGUUCUCUUUUCCGUUGAAUGCAUCUCUUUCUCUUCCGCUCUACACACAUACUGUAAUCAUUUGCUACAUUCAUUGUUGCGUAAAUCAGUGGUAUAAUUUUUUGGUCAGAAUUUCUCGCGCGCGAAUCUUUUCCGUUUCUACUGCGCACAUUGUUGUGGUCAGUGGAGACCUCUCAGUAUCCAUGUUUGGCUUCUUUACUUUACUUUCUGCUAAGUGUGCGGGAAUUCGAAUGAAUCGUGCAAUUACGAA